Messenger RNA from Protopolystoma xenopodis, 807 nucleotides. The record is from the annotation of a GenBank genome assembly. Lineage: Eukaryota; Metazoa; Platyhelminthes; Monogenea; Polystomatidea; Polystomatidae.
AUGGGCAAGUCUUAUGAACGUCUGCUUUUGUGUCAUUUCAGCGAAAAACAAAAGAAGCGUCUUUUCGACGCCCAACCUCCGUCGCGCUCCGUCUCGCCGGCCGGCCGAGGCGGGGACGGGGAUGGGGACGGCGACGGCGACGGCGACGCCUGUUCCGACGCGUCUCCGCGCUCCGCCAGUCCCGGGGCGCCGUCCAGCCUCGAGCCCGAGGGGCUGGCCGAGGGCCACAUCGGCACGCUGUUCGAUGACUCGGCGUCGACGAGGCUCGUUUCGGUGGUCGCUUCGCCGCUCGGCGAGAUCAUCAUCCCCACCACCGCCGACACGUUCGGAGCGCACUCCGGCGCCAGCUCGUUCGGCGGCAAUGCCGCCUCUUGCUCCACCUCCUCAUCGCCGCCCUCGCUCUCUCUUCUCCUCGCCUCGGAGCCGGCCAAUCUGCACAGCGCCAGCCGCCUUGCCAACGCUCAUUUCGUCACCGUGGCGACAGCAGAGUCUAGCAGUGCUGGCAAAUCGAUCGGCCAACAUGAGCCGCCGUGUGCAGACACCUUCUCAACGAACCUCGGCGAAAACGACUGGAUUCUGGAAGGCCGACUCAGAAAGACAACCGUCCUCGUCACGGCCGCCUCGGCUUCCGCCGCCAACGCUGCCGCCGCCGUGGCCAAUUCGCGUCAGGUUGCCAAGGCGAUAAUUGCACAAAAAUCGUCUUCCAACUCUACCACCCCUUUGGUGGAGGCGAAGACUCCCUCUUCUCCGGUAAGUUGCUGGCCAAUUCGUCUGACCAAUUGGUUGGUUUGUUUUGAUUUGAAUUGA